AUGGCUUCGAACACUCUUGUUGAUGGUGGAGAUGAUGCACCCAAUUACCAAUUACGUGGUGUUGAACAAGUCUCUCCAAACUCUGGAACAAAUAGAUAUAUUCCAGAUUCACCCUCUUCGUUGACGCCAACAGAGGGCAUGUUAUUUGACACAGUUGAUGAUGCGUAUAACUUUUACAAAACUUACGCAGGAGCUGGAGGUUGGACUGAGGGUCAAAAAGAGUUUCAACCGGUCGAUACUUUAGUCGAACAACCGUCUGAUAGGUGGGUACGUAGGGUACCAUCCAAAAGGACCGGAUGCCAAGCUGCGAUCAGAAUAAAGCUUACCGAUGCCAAGAAGUAUCUGCUGUAUCAUUUUACAAAGGCGCACAACCAUGAUUUUGUGCACGAAGAAGACUUACAUCUUCUCAAGGAAAACAGAGGUAUUAAUCGUGCACACGAAGAGAUGAUAAACAAGAUGUCACAUCUCAACAUUGGUCCUGUUCGUGCAUUUAACAUUAUGAAGGAAGUGUAUGGUGGGUUCGACAAAGUCGGUGCGACCAAAGUCGAUUUUAAAAAUUUCAAGAAAGAAUUAAAUCUUUUUAUCGGAGAGUUUGAUGCUGAAAUGUAUAACAUGAUGUUUGUCCCUUUCAUUGGGAUUGAUAAUCACAAUAGGAAUGUCACACUUGGUGCUGCAAUUCUCGGUUCUGAAAUGGCAGAGACGUAUAGCUGGUUACUUAAGGCGAUCAAGAACGCAUAUUGGUACGCACCUCCCAUAAUCGUUACUGACCAAGACCCUGCAAUGAAAAAGGCUAUAGCGGAUGUUUGGCCUGAGUCUAGGCAUCGCUUAUGUAUGUGGCACAUCAUGGAUAAACUCACUACAAAGGUCUGUUUUUUAUAUGACAGGUCGGGGCUGCCCUGUGUUCAAAUACAGAUUUUAGGAAAAGAUUUGUCUGCAGUUGUUUGGACUAAUUCUCUAUUGCCCGAAGCGUUUGAGUCUGAAUGGGCAGCUAUUUUAAAUGAUUUCGGUUUAACCGACCAUGAAUGGCUGACGUAUAUAUACGGGCUACGUGAAUCAUGGAUUCCAGCUUACUAUCGCGAAGAAGAAAUGUAUGGUCUUAUGCGGACAUCAUCUAGGUCCGAAAGCGAGAAUCACUUUUUUGGCAAGAUUAGUAAUCUAAAGUGCACGUUGGUUGAAUUUCUUAGCCACUUCGACACAACUAUUGAAGCGCAAAGACACGAGCAUCGAAAAAACGAUCAUGACACUCGAUACACCAACCCUGGAGAGUGGAGUGAUUUUGUUCUCGAGAAGCAAGCUGCUCAGAUAUAUACCAGAACUAUAUUUUUUGAUGUUCAACUCGAGAUUCAACAUGCUAUUCAUCGUUGUACUAGUGUCAGAUUAGAUCACGUCGGUGAUUUCAUUAAGUUUUUUAUAAAGGAUCUCGAUCAGCCAUGUUCUUCGUUCUUCGAGGUUAUGAUACGCGAGGAGGAUAUUACUGUUAAGUGUAACUGCAACAGGUUUGAGCAGUUUGGAUUGUUGUGCAGUCACAUUUUUUGUGUGUUACGGAUUCUUGAUGUAAGGGAGUCUCCGAAACAAUAUAUAUUGAGGCGUUGGACGCGUGAAGCUGUUCCAAAUAGUUCCCCUGGGUCCAUUCUUACGGAUGGUGGAGAUCCAGAUCGUAGCGAGGAGGUUAACCGUUGUGUUCGUGAGAUUAGUCACGCAGCUGAGUAUGUUGUGAACAAGUUGAUUUCAAAAUUUGAUCAGUUGUCUGAUUUUCGUGAUCAUAUCAAGCAGUUUAUGUCAGUCGCUGAUGAAGCUCAAAUAAAUGCACUUCCCAAGACACGAUGUAAUCGAUUUGCUGAACUGCUGGGAGUUGCUCCAGAGAGCACGACCACUAUCCGUGUUCCAGUUGGUACCAGAGUAACGUGUUGGAAAUACACCGUGGCUGUGCCUGAGGCAGGUGGUUCGCGGAAUGUUGAAGGUAAUGUAGAUACAAUUGUUGAAGGAGACGCUGCUACAGUUGUUGAAGGUGAUGGUCCUGGAUCAAACGAUGCUGAUGAUGUGUUGUACACAUCUGGAAACGAUGCAGAUAUGGAUGAUGAAGACAAGGCAGAGUAG
Messenger RNA from Helianthus annuus (common sunflower), 2097 nucleotides. Its product is annotated as protein FAR1-RELATED SEQUENCE 7-like. The transcript is spliced from 7 exons. Gene Ontology annotation, biological process: regulation of DNA-templated transcription. The coding region runs from base 1 to 2097 and encodes 698 amino acids. Gene Ontology annotation, molecular function: zinc ion binding. NCBI's taxonomy places the organism in Eukaryota, Viridiplantae, Streptophyta, Magnoliopsida, Asterales, Asteraceae. The record is from RefSeq and is a predicted model, not a curated record.